UUUAAAUUAGGGCACCAAUAAAAGCCUCGCAUCCUCUUCCAAUCACAUCUCUCCGAGGGGGGGGGGAUGAGGCGGAAUGACGUCGGAGAAUAAGAAUGUAGCCAAUGAAAACGCAGUAGUGUUGUGUCUCAACGGCCAAUCGGAAACGGUAACAAAAAUUUGAACCGGAGUACGGCCCCUCUUGUUCGGUCGAUCAGCCAUUCGAGCUCGCGCGUGGAUCUACCGGAGGGCGGAGGUUGCGUGUGGCUGGAGAUAAAGAUGACUACUAAUUUUUCCACUCGGUACAAAAAAGAUCUGAGCGUCGAUGCACUCAAGACAAAAAUUGUUCAUCGAAAGUCUAUAAUUCAAAAAGAGAAUAGGCACAAGGAAUUCAAUAAGGGCAGGCAAUUUGGACUACUUGAUGUGAAUAUACAGCCAUCAAGAAACAAAGCUACUACUCGGCUGAGUAGAAAAAGCAACGUGUGUUUGCCAAAGCCAAAUGCUGCAGCCAAGACUCGUGAACAAGAGCGCAUCGACAUGCUUCACCGCUACAAGGCGGAAAAAGAACUUCGCAGGUUGAAGGAGCAGAGGGAGAAACCUGUUUUUAAAUGUGGACAAUUCAAGCCAGACCAGCCUCCUUUUCUCUCAAAAACAUCACAGAUUCCAGUAUUGAAAACAUCAAAAGAGAAAGAAGCUCCAGUUGUCAUGCGAGUUACAAGGUCGAAAGCAAAACAAUUGCCAGAACCAAAGAAGCCACAGUUAUCAUCGGUUUCAUCUAGCUCCAUCGGUAAGGGCCGCAAUCGGCAGAUAGCUCCGCAUGAACAGAGGCAGAUCUACAUAGACAAACCUUCUAAAGAGAAUAAAGAUAAGCAGUCUGCCAUGUCAAGAAUCACACAUGGAAGAAUGACAAGAGCAACAGUGGCAGCGAAGUCAAGAAUACCACAACCAACCCAACCAACUAUAAUUUCUGGUAACGUGCCACAGAAAAAAGCUACAAUUAAAGGAAAGCAACAGCAAGAGAUAAUAAAGGAAAGGACAAAAGUAGGGCACAAGAGAAAUCAAGAUAUUCUAAUUGAAGAAGAGAAAGAAGAGUUGAAGCUCCAACUUGCUGAAAGCAGUGAACAGAAGGACCUUCUUGACAAAGAAAACAUGAUAGCACCUGCAAAAAGAAAUCGCUCAUUUGCCCCUCAGAAUUUUGUCUUUAAACCUCCCAAAGGCUUGUCUAUCUAUAAAGUGAAUCCAAUGACCCCUUCCAGGGCAAAUGUCUUCUUAUCACCCAAUCUUUCCUGGAGCCCCUCAGAAACAACCAAUGACGUCUACAAAGAAGAAAUACAAGAUCAUAAUCCGCAGUUGUCCUCUAACCCAGAAGUCACAAAGAAAACCACUGAAGGACAUCAAUAUGCCCUGGAUUUAUUGGAAGAAAUUAAAAGAGAACGGGUGCCUAGUGAGAUGAGGUAUAAUACUGCAUUUGAAGAUGAGAGCAGUGUGCAACAACCAGAUCUACUAGCAACUGAAAUAUCAGAGCCAACAACAAAACUCCUGCAUGAUGUGCCCUAUUUCAGAAACAUUCUUCAAUCUGAGAAAGAGAAACUGAUGUCACAUUGUCUUGUAUGGGAUAAAACUGUUGAAAUGGAUAUUCCAGAGGAAGCCAAAGAUCUUGUCCGCACAACCAUUGGGCAAACCCGACUGUUGAUGGCAGAGAGAUUCAAACAGUUUGAAGGGCUGAUAGAUAAUUGCGAAUUUAGACGUGGAGAGAAAGAAACAACUUGCACAGAUCUGGAUGGAUUCUGGGAUAUGAUAAACUUUCAGGUAGAAGACAUACAUAAAAAAUUUGAGAACUUGAAGAAACUUGAGGUGAAUGGGUGGCAAAUGGUGGAUGAUGCUCAGCCCCAUAGACCUGCCAAGAAAAAGCCCAUCCUUCGAAGGACAGCCAAAGCAGCAGGAGGGUCUGUCGAAAGCAAAGCAGCCAGAAAACGGCUUGCAGCUGUAAAAGCAGCCCUGAAGAACAAGACAAAAGAAGGGUUGGCAGCAGAGGCUUCAGGCCAAGCAGAACGGAUAUUUGAUGGAGGGUUUUUCCAAAUUGAAUCUCCUGCCAAAUCCUUUGCAGGCCAGACUCCUAAAUCAACUAAAAAGAUUUCCCAGUGGACGACGCCAAGGUCUGCCAAUAAGGUUUUGCUUCAGAAUUGUGCAGAGAUCUGUGUUUUAAAGCAAGGCACAUCAAGUACGUCCAAAGCCGUUCCUCCUUUUCCAGAACCUAAAGUAUUUCCAGAUCCUGCUGAAACUGACCACCUUGGCUCCACAUCUGAACAAAGUGGCACUCAAGCAACAGAGGAACUAUGUGCUAGAACAGACAAAGCAGAAAUAACUGAUGCAGAAGCAGCCAGCAGUGACAGGAGCUCAUCCUCGAGUGACAUGGAUGUUUAUCCAUUUAAAGAAGCAGCUUCAGAAAUUGGAGAUGAGAUGAAGCAGACCACAAUAGAUGAGGUCAAACAGGGUUUUCUUAGUCCGGCAGAGAAUUCUCAGGCUGCAGAAACUUGUGAUCAAGAUGAAGUACAACAUACUCCAGAACGCUUGUCCUGUAAUGAUGGAAUAUUUGAUCUCCAGCCAAAUCUGGAUGUCAGCCUUUUCUUCACUCCUCAGACAAACAAGGCUGAAAAACGUGUUUCAGCUGAUUCAUGCGGCAACCUUAUUGUAUUCUCUCCUUUUCCGGACAAGGAGAAAUAAAUUACGUUUAAAAGCCUAAUCUCUGUAUUUAAUUAAUAAGUGCAAAAACAGCGUGCGUUUUCUUGUCCUUCAUAAAUUUUAGUUCGGUUAUUAAACUGAACUGCCUUUUCAAAAGUACAGUUCUUUUAAUGAAAAAGACACCUGUGGAGAAUAUGAAUGCUAGAGUGUUCUGUGGUCUGUAUCUCUUGAAUUUUUAAUGCAACAGGACUUGAGAAAAACUGUUGUGAGAAAAAAAAGUAUGUUACAGUAUUUGGCUACUGCAUUUUAAAUGUCUAAUUUUUCUUAAACUUAAUAAAACGUGCAUUUCAGUGUAUAAACACAAUUAUUAAACUUCUGUAAACUAAAUUAAUCUCUGGCGAUCUGUAUCUGCCUUUUAUUUGGAUUUUAUAGUAUUUCUUCAGCCAUUUCCACAGAUGUACCAUAUUUUUCGUUCCAUAAGACACACUUUUCCCCCCAAAAGUGGGUGGAAAUUUCUGUAUGUUGGUGCCAGUCCUUUGGUGAAUAUCAGCUGGGCCACAGCAGCAGGGUCCUUUUACAGUGCUGAGCCCCACCUCUUCUCUUUUCCACAGUGCAGGAGUCAAUAGGCAGAGCUGGCACAUAACAGGACACCUGUCUGGUCCUCUCAGGCUCCGCCUGAUAUAUUUUUUCUUGUUUUCCACCUCUAAACCUAGGUGCAUCUUAUGGUCAGGUUCGUCUAAAUAGUGCAGAAAAUACGGUAUUUAUUUUUAAAUCAAAGUAAUUAAGUAAAAUAUUAAUUUAAAUAAUUGCUUUCAAUCAAGCUCUCCACUAAUAUUAUUUUUAAAACUGUUAUAUAGAUCUGAUCACUGAAUCAUAAUUGAGUAGUAGGCCAAUUCACACCUUAAAUUAAGUCAUGAUUACAGGGAGUCCUUGAUUUACAUUCACAAUUGAGAUUGGAAUUUCCAUUGCUAAGUGGCAGCAGUCGCUACAAUCCCAGUUGCUAUUGUUAACUGACUCCCAUAGUCUUUAGGUGAGGUGACUUCCUACUGGCUUCCCACAACCAAAGUUGGUGGAGAAGCUGACGAGAAUUUCCAGGUAGGUAAGUGGCUGAAAUAGUUAUCUAUUUCAGCUGUAAACCUUGAUUGACAAACCACUAACUGGCUAAUCUCACACAACAUUCUAAGCCUGAAGCAAUCUAUAAUUUAGUGCAAUUGUGAAUCAAGCCAAUGUAUCUUUCCAAGAUGAAAAGCAGCAAUUCAAGAGACUAAGGCAUAUGCCUUUUUGAUAACUUUCCUGGGAGACUGGUAAAUGUCCUUGAUACUCUUAGCAUUGGAACAGGUGUGCCCUAUACGCUGAGUCAUGUUUCUCAAUCUCAGCAACUUUAAGGCAUGGGGUAAAAUCGAUUCGCUUAACAACCAUUGCA
Messenger RNA from Thamnophis sirtalis, 4084 nucleotides. RefSeq names its product DLG associated protein 5 (gene DLGAP5). The record is from RefSeq and is a predicted model, not a curated record. Gene Ontology annotation, biological process: signaling; kinetochore assembly; chromosome segregation. Gene Ontology annotation, molecular function: microtubule binding. Lineage: Eukaryota; Metazoa; Chordata; Lepidosauria; Squamata; Natricidae. Gene Ontology annotation, cellular component: cytoplasm; spindle pole centrosome; nucleus.